CCCAGACUACCUCCCCUGCCGCUGCCCAUUGUCCCUCACUGCCCACUCCAUGGCAGGUGCGAUGGGCCCUUGUGUGGCCUGCGGGUCAGUCUCAAAGUACAAAUGCCCCACAUGCUACGACCCGACCUGCUCACUGGCCUGUUCCAAGGAGCAUCGCCAGACUCACACUACACCAGCUGCGCCCAACGCCUCCUCGUCUUCCUCGUACUCAUCCUCAGCAGCAGCAGCCGCCGCUCCACCUCUGCAGAAAGCUCACGCAAGCGCUUCUUCCACUGCAGUUGAUCGCCUCAAGACCAACACAUACGUCCCCCUCAAUUCCUACGACGAGAAUCAGUUCCUCCACGACUACCACUUCCUCAGCUCCAUCGGCCGCAAAGUCUCCUCGGUCGGCUCCGCCCUCCUCUCUCAGGGGCUUCUGCCCCAGCAAAUAGAAGCCAACCUCUCCGCCGUCCAUCCCGGUAGCUCUUCACAAGCUCGUCAAAAUGGCGAGAAGCCAGCUGGGCCGGCCUUCAGACCCGACUUUGAGACGGUGAAGCGCUUGAGACAUCGCGAGGCUCUCAAGGAGGAGAUGAAGAAGAGGAGAUGCAAGGUCAUGUGGCUGCCCGAGGGUAUGGGCAGGGAGAAGGAGAAUAGGACAAAGUGGGACGAGAGGGGGAAGAAAGUCAAGUUCAGCCUUGAAGUCGCCUACUUCACCUCUCCCUCUCCCUCUGCGUCGUCAUCAUUGCCUCCUGCAGUGGUGGACGGUGACAGUGCAGAGGGCCAGAAGAAGAGGAAGCUCUACCACGAUUUGCCGGGGAUGCUUCCCCUCCAGGUCAAGCUUAUGAGCGAGUGGGAGCGUGAGAGCUGGAAGUGGGCUAGCAAAGAGUGGAAGGAGGAGCACGAGGCAAAGCAGGCAGAUCUACCCGAGAAUGCCGAAGGAUCUCGCCCAAAUGGCAAUGGUCAUUCGGCAGCUGGACCUUCGUCAAAGAGGGGACGAAAGAGAAAGAGGGGAAGAGGUGGCGGCGCACAACAUGAGGCCUUUCCUCACAAUGUCCCUGCCAAUGGCGAGCCUCAGAUCACCGACAAGACCGAAGUGGGGUCUAACGAGGAGGCUGUUGCCGAUCCUGAAGCUGCAACCCCUCAUCAGCACCAGCCAAAGACAUUCCACAUCUCGGACUACGUACUCUCCCUGUAUGGUCUCCUUCUUUCAAGCCGUUCAACCGAAGCGCUCUCCGACGACGAGCUCAAGGAGUUCCAGACACCCAAGCCAUACACCACUCUACCGCCUUUGGUCCUCCUAGCCGUACAGGUGCACGAGGUACGAUUGCGCAACGAGAGCUCGGCAAAGUACCUCGAGUGGUGGGCGCGAAAGGGGAAAGACAUGCAAGAAGGCGAGGGCGACGAAGAUGAACCUGCAGUUGAGUGGGAAGACAGACCUCAGGGUCCUCCGGCUGGACCGCGAGCUCUGAUGCCGUCGGUACGUGGGCAGACGCAGGAUGGAGGUUGGCCCAAGAGGGAGCGAAAUACGCAAAUUGCUCAACCGGGGCAAGCGGUGGUCGAUGUACCUCCCUCUGGACCCAGGAGUCAACAAGCGCCACCGACGGGCCCUCGAAGCCAGCGUAUCGCUCAGCAACCUCUGGAGUUGGCGCAGGAGACUGUUCAGGAGAGCCCUGUUCCCGAAAUCACCAGCGUCGCUCCGGCAUCAGCGCCGCUCCUCUCCCAUUCGCUCCUCUCCAGCUUAUCAGCAAGAUUAGGGGCAACUCGUCCUCCUCCCCCUCCAAAGGCCGAGAUCCUUGCGCCAGCACCUAUCACGGAAAACGUGUCGAACAUCGCCCCCGCUUCAACCCCCGCACCUGCCGCGUCUCCCUCUACCUCUCCUCCUCAGAAGAGAAGACCCAAACCCCUCCUCUACCCGCUGCCUAAGCGCUUCCUCGGCCUGGAAGCUCUACUGAGGUCUAUACCUAGGGAGCACGCCGUCGUUGAGUAUGCGAGGGUUGAAGUGUGGAACAAGAAGGAGUUUAAGGAGGCGGAAAGAAUGGGAGUGGUUGGGGUUGUGAGACAUGAAGGGCAGGAAGAGGAAGAGGAAGAGGGGGAGGAAGAGGAGGAAGGAGAGGGGGAGAAUGUUCAGCAUGAGAAAAGGUCCAUUCAGGAGAAUGACCGGAAGGACGUGGCAGCGCCAUUGGCAGCAGACCGGACGCUAGAGCAGAAGACGCAGCAGCCCGCCACCUCGAGCCCUGCUCCUGCGGCUGCCUCUGCUCCCGCUUCAAGCUCGACCCCAGCCUCGAGACCCGUACUCUCCUUGGUCGGGUACGACUCCGAUUCUGACUCCGGCUCUGACUCGGGAGAGGGGCAGGAAGAGGAGGAGGCAGUGCCACCAAAGGCAGCUCGGCUAAGCACAGCAGCUCCUGCUCCUCUCGCUCUCUCUCACCGGUCAGAACCGGCGAAGACGCUCGCUCAAGCCGAGCUUCUUGACGGCCACAGUAGCAGCACUCAUCGGCAGGCUCGCCUGGAUGCCGAAGCAGAAGAAGACGAGGAGGCAGAUGAAGGCGAAGAGGAAGAAGUCGAGGGCAGGGGAGCCGGUGGGCUAGCGGGUAUAGCUCGGAUGCUAGGAAUGAUCCCGCCGCCGACUACUUCUACUGCUGCUGCUGUCACUGGUGAAGCAGCUGGUCGGGACUCUCUACUGCCGGCGUCAGAGGUGGAGAAGCAGGUGCAGCCGACUCGUAUGGGGAAUGAGGAGGAGGAGGAAGUGGACUGGGAGAUGGAGUAGCGGAUCUUCGCCUCCUUGAAACAUUGCUAUACCUGUGACAUGAAUCCAACAGCGCUAGUCACUUCGGCCCCUUAUCACCGUCCUUUAUCACCGUCCUGAGCAUUUGUCUCGUUUUGCGAGGAAUACUCAGCGUCGAC
Molecule: messenger RNA, 2883 nt
Organism: Microstroma glucosiphilum
Lineage: Eukaryota; Fungi; Basidiomycota; Exobasidiomycetes; Microstromatales; Microstromataceae
Exons: 1
Coding region: 50-2746 (898 amino acids)
Biological process (GO): box C/D snoRNP assembly; snoRNA localization; maturation of LSU-rRNA from tricistronic rRNA transcript (SSU-rRNA, 5.8S rRNA, LSU-rRNA)
Cellular component (GO): nucleus; pre-snoRNP complex
Source: RefSeq, a predicted model, not a curated record